Messenger RNA from Plutella xylostella (diamondback moth), 3437 nucleotides. The record is from RefSeq and is a predicted model, not a curated record. NCBI's taxonomy places the organism in Eukaryota, Metazoa, Arthropoda, Insecta, Lepidoptera, Plutellidae.
CUCAUGAAAUGUACGUUUGGAGCAAUGGCGCGAGCAUUCGCCGCGACAGUUGGCAGACGCGCCGCGCGAGGCCACACGACUGCGCCUUCCCGCGCGAAUCCACAAAAAAAGAAAUCACGAAUUCCAUUUUUGAAAAUUUAAAAGAAAGUCCUCACCAUAAACAUAAACAGUAAAAUCCUCUUUGGUAAUUUAGCGCGCUGAUGCAAAAAAGUUUUCUAAAAAGUUUGUACACUAAGUUCUAGUGCGUGUAGGUUGAAGUUAGCAUAAAGUUUUCUGUGCAUAAUGCUAGUCUAGAUAAUAAAACUUUUUACAGUAAGUUUUAAAAGCUUUUGUAGAUGUGAAGUUUUGCCUCUCACGUGUGUUAAGUGUUCAAGAAAUAGAACCAGUGCGUAAUUUUAUAAACUUUAUUAUUUCUGGAGGAGCACCUGCUUUUCUUCUGGACCAGCCGGUAAAUCAGCCCAAAUGUCACAAUGCUGAACGAGUUGUUUCUAGCGUCGGGGUCGAACGAGUCGUCUUCAUUCACCACGGAACCCUACUCCAACCACGUCACAUACUAUGGAGACUUCGAGCAUAGCUUCAACAACAGCGGUAAUGAAACUGAGGUAUACCAGUCCUUCAUCCUGCCGUGGUGGCGACAGCUGCUGUGGACGGCUCUGUUCGGCGGCAUGGUGGUGGUGGCCACCGUGGGCAACCUCGUCGUUGUGUGGAUCGUGCUCGCCAACAAGCGGAUGCGGAGCGUCACCAAUUACUUUCUGGUGAAUCUCUCCGUGGCAGACACGAUGGUGUCAACCCUCAACGUGACCUUCAACUAUACCUACAUGCUGUAUUCUGAUUGGCCCUUCGGUCACUUCUACUGCAAGUUCUGUCAGUUUGUGGCCGUGCUCAGCAUUUCUGCUUCCGUGUUCACCCUCAUGGCUAUUAGCAUAGACCGGUACGUAGCAAUAAUAAGCCCGCUGCGGCCGCGGCUCGGCAAGCGCGCGACGCUGGCCAUCGCCGCCGCCAUCUGGGCCGGCAGCUGCGUCAUCAGCAGCCCCAACCUCAUCUACUUCACCACCGCCGACGUGGAGACACUGCCUGACGGGAGCAGCAGGAGAGUCUGCUUCUCGGAAUGGCCUGACGGUAUAACGACUAUGUCUAGACUUGAAUAUAUAUACAACAUAGCGUUCAUGGUGCUCACGUACUUCCUGCCUAUAAUCUCGAUGACGUACACGUACGCGCGCGUGGGCGUGGAGCUGUGGGGCUCGCAGUCAAUCGGCGAGUGCACGCAGCGCCAGCUCGACAACGUCAAGAGCAAACGAAGGGUGGUGAAGAUGAUGAUGGUGGUAGUCGUGAUCUUCGCGGUCUGCUGGCUGCCGUUCCACGUGUACUUCCUGGUGACGUCAUACUACCCGGACGUGGUCAACUACGAGCACAUCCAGGAGAUCUACCUCGGCAUCUACUGGCUGGCCAUGAGCAACUCCAUGUACAACCCCAUUAUAUACUGCUGGAUGAAUUCUAAGUUUCGUCGAGGGUUCAAGCAAUUCUUCUGGUGCUGUGGAGCCUUAGAUAGAGGGGGACUGAGCAGACAUCGAGCCUUUGGGCCCGAACGAUCUGGAAGGUCUCUUUCACCAAGCAGGAAAAACGGUUCGGUCAAGCGUCCGUCAAAAACUACACAAUUAUCAAAUAAAGCACCAGGGACAAUCAGAAUGUCAUUGCACAGCACAUACAACAACACGUUGCUGAGCUCCGCCUGACAGCGCCGAGGGACGACCGAUCCGGUCGGCGAGCGCGCGGCGAAUGAGCCAGUGCAGGUUGAACGCACGUGGAUAUGACGUAGCACCCGCCCCCCGCGCGUCCCGCUCACCCCGCAGGACUUGUAUGCGUGAGCGAAAUAGUGGAUGAAAAACUUUUUACGAACUUUAGCUGAGCUAAUCUUUAAGAUGUUCACUGUGCUAAUUAAUGCUAGCUACCAAAUACGAUUUUAUCAUGUUUUUAUAACUUAUCUCGAUCAAAUCAAUUGAAAAGGUAAAAUUGAAAUUUUACUGGUGACAGUUUAAUGUCUAAUUUGUUUGUAAGGUUAAAAACCUAAAUUUUUUGUUUCAAGAAUUCGUUUGUAUUGUUUAAGUCUGUAAAUAGUUGAAUAUAACCUGUAAAUAUGAAUGUUUUUAGUUAAAUGGACCAAUAAAAUGAUGAGAAAUUACGUAUCAUUAGUUAAGAAACAAUAAUGAUUCAUUAAUGGCUGUACUGUCCUAUUAUGUAAGUACCUACCUAAUUUGUUUUGUGAAAAUACUGAAAAUGCCCAACUAUGAACGAAAAAUAUAAAUAUAGUAGGUAUUAACUUUUUAGCUACCUCACAUUAUUUUUUUCUUUCAUUUAAGUAAGUACUUUAACUUAAAAAUACAUAAAGUAUGUUUAUAAAUUUCUAUUAGUAGGUUCCUACUUAAGUUUGAUAAUUGUGUUUUCAAGAAUCAAAUCACCAAUAUUUUAAAAUUCAUUUUAUUCUAUUGUUUUAAAAAAGAUAACAAGAAAUUUUCAUUUUAUUUUAAGUAUAAUUGGGACACUUCAUCAAAACUAAUGCCUGUGAUAUAGAUACCUACGUCUCAUUACUAGCUACUCACUCUAAUAAUAAAAGCUAAUAAUCUCUAAUAUUAAAAUGAACCAGCUAUAUAUAAAAGCUUUCUUUCAUAAACUUAUUGUAAUUUAAUUUAAUUCUGUGAGUCUCAAAACCCAAUAACGAAGAAUAUUCAGUAUUUUACGUGCCUAUCAUUUCACUGAUAGCACGGAUCUCUGCGCUUUUCGGUACCUAACCAGUAGAGUUAUCACCACCGAACAUUAGAAAUUAACUAUAGAGCUUCCACUAUGUUAUUGUAUUUUUGACGUUUCCUUAUGUCUGGUAAGUAAAGUUGGUUUUCCUCAAAGUCGUCAAAAAUAUGUAUGGGAUUUCGAAUGUCUAAUAUAAUGGACAGAGUAUAAAGAAGCAGGAGCGUUGCUCGCAUGUCAAAUCUGACGAAACUUGUAUGGAUCUGACGGCUGUUUGACAGGCGAGCAACGCUACUUAUGGAUUGUUAAUUGCUUAUAUUCUUGUGUGAUAACUCCACUGGUUAGGGUAGGUACUCCGAUGGUGGUACGAUAGCAGUAAUAAGAUCUUUAAAAUUACUUAACACAGGAAACGUACAAUAUUUUCAUAUAUUUUUUUGUUAAGAUGCCGUCAUGUUCUGUACACUUAUUCAGCUUAGGUAUAAUAAUUAUGUUCUAACCUAAGUACUUAAUUAAAAUUGGAAAACACAAAACAGAAAAAUAAUUGCUAUUCCACAAGUACAUCAGCCUGUAUAAAGUAACUCUAAGGGAUAAAAUUGUAAAUAAAGUUAAAGAGUUACGAAAAUGAUCAUAUUAUUCUAGAUUUUAAGAACCAAAAUGUCUGUAUGUGAAACAUUAAAUAAAAAAUAUAAUGAAGUAAA